CGCCAAGCAGGAAUGUCGUUCUGCCUGCUGUGCUUACUCUUAGGUCUAGUUUUUGGGUGCAUCCCCGCCAGCGCGGCGCAGAUUUGCGAGGCGCAGGGCUGGCGUAGCUACGAGUGCCGCGAGCUGAGCAGUCUGCAGGAGCUGAUCAAGGUCAAGGCAUUUCCCACCGACAACUGGCAUAGGCUCAGCAUCAAGAAUCAGCACACUGAGUUUAGCAUAGGCACAGCCUCGAGUGCUGAAAGCUUGUCCAGCCUAAGCGACUUGGAUUUGUCGCAAGUGCCACAACUGUUGCUGCAGCGUCGUGGCUUCUCCAUUUUGCCGCAGCUCAAGCAUUUGAAUAUUAGCGGCUGCGGUCUGACUCAGCUCUUGGGCACGCAUUUCGCCAGCGAGUCGGCGCUGCAGAUGCUCGAUGCCAGCAACAAUGGCCUGUCCACGCUCACAAAGGAUGUCUUUAGCAAUUUGCGUAAAUUGAUUUAUGUAAAUUUGACGCAGAAUGCGCUGCAAGAGUUUGCCAUGCCGCCCAUGGCGCAGCUGCAGCAACUGGAUCUCAGUCACAACGCAUUGUUGAAUGUAAGCCUGAGCGCCUGUGCGCAUUUGGAGCAACUGCUGCUCAACGACAAUCAGCUGGAGCAGCUUGAUGCCUUGUCUUUCCGUGGUCUCAAUACGCUGCAGCAUUUGCAGCUGAGCUACAAUUCGCUCAGCAAUAUAGGCAAGGACACCUUUCAGCCGCUGGUGCAGCUGCGGCGUUUGAAUAUAUCCCACAAUGUGUUGGGUGCACUGCGUCCUCAAGUGUUUGGCUCUGCCGCAGUGCAAUCGUUUAGCUUGCAGCAAUUGGAUCUGUCCGGCAACAGUUUGCGUUUGCUUUUCGACAAUCAGUUUCGCCUGCUGGCCAAGCUGCAGCUGCUGGAUCUUUCCCAAAACAGCAUUGCCAGCCUGAGUAGUCCACACUUUGCUGGACUCAGCUCGCUGCGCAAAUUGUAUUUACAAUCAAAUGACAUACUGGAGAUAAAGCCGCACACCUUUGCAGCAUUGGUGGAUCUGGAUACGCUAGAUUUAUCCUACAACAACAUAGAAUCGCUGGAUGACGACGCUUUUGGCAGCAAAACGCUGCCACGACUGCGUAAACUCAAUCUCAAUGCCAACAAUCUGAAGCGUCUGCAUGCGCUGGCCUUCUCCUCACUGCCUUUUGUGGAGUAUUUGUCGCUGGGCAAUAAUGAUCUACGCAACUUGGAUGUGCGUAUGUUUUUGCCCAUGCGUCAGCUGCAGAAACUGCAUCUGGGGCACAAUGAGAUCACAGAGAUUGACAGAGAUGUGCUGUCAAGUCUGAGCAGCGUGCAGGAGCUGCUCAUAGACAACAACAAGCUGACAUUCUUGCCCUACGUGAAUGAUACGUUGCCGCAGUUAAAGCGCGUGGCCAUCGAAGGUAAUCCCUGGCAGUGUGCCUGCUUUGUCAAGCUGGAACGCUGGCUGCAGUCCAAGCAGGUAACCUAUUUGCGUGAGGGCACUGGCUAUUACGAUGGAGAGAAGCCGCUGUGCGCAGUUACCUCGUCGAAUCAUUGCGUGCAGAGCGUAGAGGCGGAUCAGCAUUUGGACGUAAGGUUUGAGUUUGAGCAGCUGCAUGAGGCCAGGCAGUCCGAGGAAGACAGCGCAGUGCAAGACUGAUAAAAGUGUGCCGUUUUAGUUAAGUUAUUUAAGCUG
This is a messenger RNA of Drosophila busckii, 1698 nucleotides long. RefSeq names its product carboxypeptidase N subunit 2. The transcript is spliced from 3 exons. Gene Ontology annotation, molecular function: protein binding. The record is from RefSeq and is a predicted model, not a curated record. NCBI's taxonomy places the organism in Eukaryota, Metazoa, Arthropoda, Insecta, Diptera, Drosophilidae. Bases 13 to 1662 code for a protein of 549 amino acids.